AGUUGCCGGGGCGACACCGAGUAAACUCAGCAGCCCCGCGUAGCUGGAGGAGCGUGCAGAGGGAGCGGCUCCUGUGUGCUCCGCACUGGGGCAAACAGCCGAAAAUAAAAUCAAAGUGUGUGUAAUUGCUGCCGAAUUCCUCGCUGGCCAGCAAAGGAAGGCGGCUGCGAGCUGAAAAUGCUCUGUAACUUCCCUUUGGGUUGCUGUGCCUCUUUCACUUUUCUCUGCUGAAGAACCAGGUUUCUGGGCAUUGAUACAUUUAAGGACAGUAUGUCUGACAACCAGCAAAAUAAGAGGAGAAGCAAAAAAGGUUGUGGAAGUGUUGUUGCUUCUCAGGGUGCAGACAAUAUAAUGGAAGAAAUGCAUCAGCCAGACAAAGCUCUAGGAAAAACCAGCCAAAUUGCACCAACAUCCAGAGCACGGCCAGACCCACAAGUGGCAUGUUUUCCAAGUAAAAAUCAAAUAGCCAGGAGACAUCACACUUCUUCACCUUUCUUCUCAAAGAAAGAGAACAUGGGUUGUGGCUUUGACUUCAGCUUUCUGCUACAGACCUCACACCCAGAAUCCAACAUUUCAACAUCAUUCAUGGAUUUAGAUACUUGCCACAUAAUUAAAGGACAAAUGCAACAAAGGUUAAAUGUAACAGUGCUAAAAACCAGGAACAAGAUAUUUGAGUUUAAUUUGCCACCACUGACAUAUCAGCCUGUAAGAACAAUUCAUCUUGCUCCUCUAAAGGAUGAUAUUGUCAAUAAAAGCAGCAACAUCAAAAAUAUUUUAAAUAUUAUGAACUCUAUUCCUCAGCCUAUAAAACCAGUUACUAAACUUUAUCAGUAUCGGUUAGACAACUUAUUAAACAGGCAUGGUGAAAAGUCAUCAGAAUUGAUCAUGGCCACAAUUUCUGAUCAGUUCAUGCCAGUGAAGGACCUGUACUACUUCAUUAAUAACUGGGAUAAGUACCCCAACAGCAAGAAGGAAGAAAUCCCAGUCCAUUUCAAGUGGAGGGAAGAUGAUGCAGCAGCCAGCACUGAGAAGAAGAACCAGGUGAAGUUGCAGGGUUCAGUGGUUUGUGAGAACAUCGAUUUUCUGACCCAAGCCAGGUUCUGCAGUGAGAGUCAUCCCCACCUGAGCUCAGGCAAUGCUCUGCUGAACUGUGGCGUGUUUGCAGCCCAGACAACGUUCACAGUGUGCAGCAACAGCAGUGCCUCAAGGGCUGGCAAUGAGCAAAACGGAGCAGAGAGUUGCUGCAGCAUUGGUCUGGAAGAGGAAAAUGCUGCAGAGAUGAUACUGGGUUAUAAACCACAGGAAGAUGCUGAGAGUGCCAACUUUGUGCUUUACAAUCAGCAUUUAGAGUCUUCCUGUAGAAAUGAAGUGAUAGAGGCCUGCCAAGCCUUAGAAGAUAAUUCUAUAGUUGCAGUAAUUCCCAGAGUAGAAGUUGAAGAUCCCUCUGGAAGACAGUCAGAAAAUCAAGUCUGUCUCUCUGAAUCUGCAAUAGAAAAAGAAGCAAUGUCAGAGGCAACUUCAGAGGACCAAAGGGAGCUUGUAGCUGAACAAGAGCCAGCCAGGGAACCACACACUGCUGAACAACCUGCCACCAAAAAGGGUGGUGUCUGUACCCUGCCUCCUCAUGUUACUCAGAGCCUCAGUGUUCUUACUCACAAAGAAAAGGACAAAAAUAAAAUAAAGAUGAAUAGAAAUAAAUAUUCAUCAAAAUCUAAAAUUAAUAACAAUUUUAAAGUAUCUGAAGACUUAAUUGCUUCUAAUGAGGUUACCACAAAAUCAAAUGCCAAGAGUCAGAUUUUUCCAUCUUUGGAACUGACAAAAGUGAAAUCUGAGAUUUCCAUGAAGUGCCAGAAAAAACCCACUCAAGGAGGCAAAGGCCAUGUUGCUCAGAGUGCUCAGAAAAUUAAAAAGCAAAGUUGUUCCUGCAGUUGCAAAAAUUCAGCUGUCUUAAACAAACACGUUACUCCCCUUUGUCUGCCAUGUGCACCCUCUGCUUCAGAUUUUGUAGAUCUAAAAUACACUGACAUGUUCAAAAUAAUAAAUUCUGAUGGCCAAGGCCCAGGUAUUUAUGAAAUGUUUGGAACUCCUGUCUAUUCCCGCGUGCGAGACCUUGAUCAACACGAGGGCAGCUUUUAUAAAGGUGUUUAUUCUGCCCCACCAGGGAGAUGCACCUGCAGUAAAGGGGGGGAAAACAGCAGAGUUAGAAACACUCAAAACAAAACACAUUCCAAGCCAAAGAAAACCAUACAUGGUGCUAAACAAAAGCAGAAAUGUUUAAUGACAAAGGACAGAAGGACCAAGCUGAGUGACAGCAACACGGAGCAAGGCAAUGUAACAACUUCUGACCUGGUUUUUCCAACAUGCACCUCGAGUAACACAACACUGUUUCACGGAGACCUGGAUCAUCAGCUCAUAUUUUCAGAAGAGCCUUCAUGGUCGACUAAGCAAAAUGAAAUGUUUACAAAUUCAAACCUAUCAACUAUUAAAGAAAUUUCUUUGGAGCAGUCGUUAGACAGCCAGGAUAAACCCAGCCAUCAGAGAGCUGCUGCCUGCAGCCAGGAUCUUCUUCAGUUCAGUGAUAGAGACUGCAAAGAAUGUGGCAGUCUGGUAACAGCAGAGCAGAACAUCUGUGUGCCCCAGUGCAGGGGGGAUAUGGAUGGUGCCAAAGGCCUGGACAAUAAAUGUCAAUUGCCCUUUUCAGACAGACUGGAAUGUCAGUCCCCUACAAAAAUAUUAGAUCACAGUUGGGCAAAUGAAUUGACUCAACCUUCAGUGAUUUGGACAAAAAAUGCCAAAAGCCCCAGUUUCCAGACAAGUCAAAACACUUCCUGGUCAGAUCCUAAGGGUGUGACUGAUGACUUGCUUUGUUGUCUAGCCAAAGAAUUGCUAAUGCUUGAAGAAAAAGACACCAGCUCUUCAAGAACAAAAAAUACGUGUUCUAAAAUACAAAACACACAGAGUGAAGAAGAGGAAAGUAUGAUGAAUGGAGAUGGAGCAAUAAUAAAUAGUGCUCUAGAGAAGCAGAGUUACAGUAAAGCCUUUUUGGCUUCAAAUGAAGAAAAUGGCCUUCUAAACCUUGAUGAAUCUACUAAAUUACCAGGAAGCAGUUUAGCUACCAAAGAUCCUAUCACGUGGACAAGAGGAGAAGUCCUUGGAAAGGGAGCCUAUGGCACGGUGUACUGCGGUCUGACAAGCCAGGGACAGCUAAUAGCUGUAAAACAGGUGGUUUUGGAUACACCAGAUCAACUCACUACAGAAAAGGAGUAUCAGAAGUUCCACGAGGAAGUUGAUCUUUUGAAGACAUUGAAGCACGUAAAUAUUGUAACUUAUUUAGGAACUUGCCUGGAAGACAACAUUUUAAGCAUAUUCAUGGAGUUUGUUCCCGGUGGUUCCAUUUCCAGCGUUCUCAAUCGCUUUGGUCCCUUGCCAGAAGUUGUCCUGUGCAAAUACACCAAGCAAAUCCUACAAGGGGUUGCCUAUUUACACGACAACUGUGUGGUGCACAGAGACAUCAAGGGCAGCAACGUGCUGCUCAUGCCCACCGGGGUGAUCAAGCUGAUCGACUUUGGCUGUGCGCGGCGCCUGGCGCGGGCCGGCCUCGGCGGCACCCGCGGCGAGCUGCUCAGGUCUGUGCACGGCACUCCCUACUGGAUGGCCCCGGAGGUGAUCAGCGAGUGCGGCUACGGCAGCAAAUCCGACAUCUGGAGCCUUGGCUGCACCGUGUUCGAGAUGGCCACGGGCAAACCCCCCCUGGCUUCCAUGGACAGGGUGGCGGCCAUGUUCUACAUCGGGGCGCACAGGGGGCUGAUGCCGGCCCUGCCCCAGCGCUUCUCCAGCGCUGCCGCCGAGUUUGUGCACGCCUGCUUAACCAGGCAUACAUAUUCAUUUUGUAUACUGAUUUGUGAAACCUUCAAUGCAGAGAUCAACACGAACGGCCUUCUGCUCUGCAGUUGCUGGACCAUCCCUUUGUGAAAGGAAGACAGUGAGUUUUUCCAAAUCCUUGCCAGAAGAGCAUAUAUUUUCCAUGGAAAAGAUUUUCACUUGUGAAAAAAGCCCAGAAGGAGCUGGACUUCACCGUGACAGUAGAAAUACUGGAGAGCAGUUGUGUUCAGGAGUCUGUUAUUAGGCAGCAGUGAGUAAAUACCUGUUCUGCAAUGCCUGCCCUUCCCUGUGAACACAAGGCCACGUUGUGUUGUAUUUGGAGAGACUUAGAGGGAAAAUAAAGUCACCAUCACUGGCAUGCGACAGGCCAGGUAAGCUGCAGUGUCUGUAAAAUCCUAUGGAACACAAGCUGUGGGCAGAGAGCUCUGCAGGUAACUCCAGCUGGAGAUGAGUAAUGAGUAUGACGAUCCCACAGGAACCUCUGACCAUCACUGGAGUAAAAUGUACUGAGGCUUUAUUCAGUCAGGCGGGCCCUUUGGUUUAACUGGAUGGGCACUUCAGUUUUUAGCUGGUGAGUUUUUUAUGUACAGAUCAGCCCUGUGUUCCUGAGGCCCUGUAUCUCCAAAAGAUAUGUGGGAUUAAUCGCAAGAGAUAAUGAUCUGAACCAUGGGACUGCCUGUUUUCAAUGAAAGUGUGUUUUAUGGGCACUUGCAGGUCUCAGAAGGGAGAGGCUGGAAGGGGCUCUGGAGGUGCUCUGCUCCAGCCCCACUGCUCCGAGCGGGGCUGACUGAAGCAGAUUGCUCAAGCCCUUGUCCCAUUGACUCCAGGCAACAUGCUCCAGUCUUUAACCCCCCACAUGGCAGGAGUGAUUUUAUGUUUGAAGGCUGUUUUAUAGGUCAAACUGUCCCGUUGUCCCUUGUCCUGUCACUGCUGGCACUGCAGAGUCUGGCUCUGUCUUACUGUCCCCAUGGGGUGCUGAUGCUCACUGCAUCCUUUCUCUGACCACUUGUGUGAGCACUGUCUGUGACUGGUGACAUGGACAGAGCCCCUCUGCACUCUGGUGGUCUUCACACUUAGCAGAACUAGCUACUGCUAACUGCAUGAAAUGAAAUAAAAUCUAAAAAGCAUUAUUAAGUAUUAAUAAAGCAAAAAAAGCAGGUAUUAAUAUUUAGAAUGUCCUUUUGUUGACAAGUCUUCCUAUCAAAAAGGGGUAAAUCCUUAGCCUUUGUGAGCACACAGGCUCCAGGAAGAAAGGCAGUAAAAGUCAGCCCUACAUCUGUAGGAAGCUGAGCUCUCAAGAAUCCCAGAGCCUGAUUUCAGUGCCAGCAGUAACAUGAACAUUUGCAUUUUACAAAUGGGAAAGAAUGAAGUUCUAAGUUUUAUAUAAAACCAACUUUCCUCUGAGUGCUAAACAUCUUAGUUACUUAAAUAGCUUUCAAGCUUUAUUUUACUCCAAUAGCCCGACUUCAGAGAGUUAAGUCUAAAUUUUAUAAAAGCAAAGAGAAAUCAGUACUUCUAGCAAAAUUCUUUAUUAAUAGUUUCUGUAGGUAUAAUGUCACAUAACAAUGACAGAACAUUAUGCCAGUAUAAGAGAAAUCCUAACAUCACAGUAAUCUUCUAAGUUCAAGCAGUUAACAGUCCUUUUUUGAGGAAUAUCAGUUGGUGCUCAUGCCAGACAUCCAUGGCAACGUCAUGUUAAAGGAUCUUCAUGUUAAAGGACCUUGCAGAGUAAAGGCAGGAGCCUGGGCAUGUGAGCUCUAGUGGGAUGUACAUAAUUCCAUGGGUGUACUAAUUCUUCUCAAAUUAAGGUAGAGUCUUCAACAAAGCUGCAAAGUAAAUAUGAGGGUUUAUUUAGCAUGAAAUGAAACUGAGAUGAGAGUCAUAAGCAAGGAAAGAAUGGGAAUGCUCUAGAGUAUAUAAUCAACUAAAAAAAGGUCAGCAUUACAAACCCCCCUUCUUAUGCACAUCUUAUAAGCAAAACUAACAUCUCUUGUUAGAGUUCUCCAAUAUUAAGGUUACCAGUUACUUGCAAUUUGUCAUGUUUAAUCCAGUUAAUUGCACUGAAAGUAGUCAUUAGAGGUUUGUAAAACUUGAACCUGAGUUUUUAAUCAAAGUGUGAAAGCACAUUUUUGCUUUUGUUUAACCAGACUUGAAGAAACUUGAGGUGGCAGUUUAAGGCCAGCCCUUGCACCAAAGGUGUUUCAGUUUAACCAGAGCUGUGCUUGCAGCAGAGCCCAGGGCCCAGCACAGCUAAACCAAGCCCUGUGUUAGUCUGGGGAGCCCGGGGAGGCUUGGCUGAGCUGCUCUGGUGGAGCAGUCUAGAAACAAGUCUAACUUUGUAUCCAGGUGCCUAAUUGCAGUUAUCCAGUGUAACAAGGGGAAAGGGUGUGAAAUCCUGAACACCGAUUUAUUCAGGAGACUCUGGGUGACCCAGUGAGGGUCACGCUUUGCUUCCUUAUUUAGUGUUGGAGCAGGGCAAGCCUUGCUGGUUUAAGAAUACAGCCUUCCUUUCUGGAACCAGUAAGGACCCAUUACAGUGCAUGCAGCCUGCCAAACACUUGCUGUGACUGCAGUUUUCCUCAAGAUUUGGAGCUUAAAUCUCAGCAGCUGAAGAUACAGCCCUGUGCUGUGAGGAUUGGAGGGGUAUACAGGUUCUCUCACAUGGUAACGGGAGCCAUGGCUCACGUCUCAGAAAGGAGGGGCAUAGGCAGGCCAACCCAGCUAUGUUACACUGCCCUUGGAACUACUACCAGCAGUAGGAUGUAAAAAUUUGCAUCUAAAAAUACGUCUACAUCUCUUUCCAAGGAAGCAGAGCCUGGUCCCCAAAACCACAAGUCUCUUGAGAUUAUCUGGGCUCAGAUUUAGUGCUGCUCUACAAAGCUCAGCAGGAACCGAUGCCAUUUCCACAGCACUCCUAUCAAACCUCUGGCUCUUGCACAGGCAAAGAAGCAGAGUUCUCCCAAGGGAGGCCCCCAGGACACUCCAGUGCCUUUUCUCCCCUAUCGUCCCCUUCCCACAGGGACCUGCACCACGGGACAGCUCAGGAAUUCUAGAGGUGUUGUCAAAGAACACAAUGUCUGAACUAUGGCAACUCCAAUGCUGCUGUUCUAUGUGCAGGAAUACAGGGGAAUCAAACUCAAGCACUGAGUUUCAAGGUCAUAAAUUUAGUUUGGAUUUGUUAUAUCCACUUCAGAAGCCAGAGAAACAGUCAUUCCCAGUAGCAAUGGGAGAGAAGACUCCUGGCACUGAUGACCUCUUUAAGGUGCAAGGAGUUAAGUCUUUCAGAGAAAGGAGGAAUUAACUAGCUAGUUCAGUCUGGCAGAACUUCCAAGGCUCAAGACAUUAGUUUUUAGAACUGAUUCUGCUUAUGUGCAUUUACAUCAAAUUAAAGAAAGCAAACAAAGUAUUUGUCCAAUCACCUUCCUUGCAAAACAAGGACUGGGACCCUUCCCCGUAAGGUCUUAGAAAGAAUGUGUGGUGCAGCACUGUCACCCACCCCCUCACUGCUGCAAAGAAAAAUAAUAAUAAUAAUAAAACCCCCUCCACCAUCACACCUGGCCAGGCACUCCACACUGUUACUGCUGUGCACAGGCUCUGCCCCCGAGGGAGGGAGGAGGAGCAGAUUAAGAUGGCACCAAAUGUCUAGAGUUUGCUUUGCAGGUACCAAAUACCUGAUCAAUGCCAUGGAAUAAAGAAAACAAGUAAGUUUGCAGGCUUUCCAGCAUUUCAUUAUUUGAGUGAUUUGAUGACAACUAGCAAUGUUUUGCCAGUAACUGAAAGGGGAUUUUAGUGUUUACUAAUGAAGUUGGAAAAAUUAAACAUAGGAAAAUGGGAUCAUUUCUGCACAAUAGAGGUGAGGUAGGGAAUUUUAUUGAAAAUACUUUUUUUUUUACAAGUUCUUAGAAAUAAACUUUUUUCUAAUCUCACACAAACAGCUGUACCUCAAAAAAUUCAACUAAGCUAUUAUGAAACAUUUAUAUUUACAGUUGCCAAAAGAAUAUACAGAACUGCCAUGUUAUGCAAAUAGCCAAGUACCAGCUCACAGUGAGAUACAUCACCCCAGCAUUCCCACCAUCAGGAAGGUUCCACAUGUGAAAGAAUCUCACUAUUCUACAAACCUCGUCUCACAGAAAGGAAAGAUUUUUAAUAGUGUUGUAGCAAGGUCUCCACUACAGCAUCAUUUUACAAAUUACAUAAUCCAUGUACUCAAAUUCAUAACAUAAAAUCUGUAGUAAGUGAUGAGCAAAGUAAUAGUGUUGACUAUGAGCCUUUUAUUGCAUUUAUUCAGUCAUUCACGUGAGGCUGAUGCCGAUCCCAAUAGUUUUCAGUCAUUUCCAACACCUCAGCCAGGCUGCAAUUCACACCAUUCACUAAUUUCCAGUGGGUUUCAGUCAGCAAAAACUAGUGGCACCUGAUUGCAUCCCCUCUCCCUCCCUCUCAGUCCUAGGAUGACCACGUGGAAUUCAGACACAAACACACGGAGAGUUUUACCUAUUUACAAUUACACUGAAACCCAAACCCCAUGAGUUUUAUGGACAUCCUUUACAGAGGAACCAAAACCCACUGUUUGGAUCUCAAUGUAACAUAGCAACAUUUUGUCCACCGUAUUUCACAAUUUCCCAGAAUCAAAACAGGUAAUAGUUUGUUUUUUUUGUAACAGCACCAUAGGAGGAAGGCCUAUGCUCUUUUCCAAGGUAUAUAGACAGGCACUAGUUACCAUCUAGACAUUUUAACUCCAGGUUGUGACAGCAACUGCUAUAUUUACAGUACAAUAUAUUGCUUAUCCAGAGUGGCUGUAUAAGAUGCAUUUCCUGGCACAAUUAUUUAAACAGACACAAAAA
Messenger RNA from Prinia subflava (tawny-flanked prinia), 8723 nucleotides. It is a transcript of the gene MAP3K19, whose product is annotated as mitogen-activated protein kinase kinase kinase 19. Gene Ontology annotation, biological process: protein phosphorylation. The transcript is spliced from 9 exons. Bases 271 to 3972 code for a protein of 1233 amino acids. Lineage: Eukaryota; Metazoa; Chordata; Aves; Passeriformes; Cisticolidae. Gene Ontology annotation, molecular function: ATP binding; protein kinase activity. The record is from RefSeq and is a predicted model, not a curated record.